Molecule: messenger RNA, 2286 nt
Organism: Manihot esculenta (cassava)
Lineage: Eukaryota; Viridiplantae; Streptophyta; Magnoliopsida; Malpighiales; Euphorbiaceae
Product: F-box protein AFR
Exons: 1
Coding region: 398-1594 (398 amino acids)
Molecular function (GO): protein binding
Source: RefSeq, a predicted model, not a curated record
AAUUAUUAAACCAAAAGAGCAGUUGCAUAUGUCACCUAACUUCAACAACUGUACACAAUCAAUUCCCAACAAAUCACCCCUUUCUCUUCUUAACCCUCCCUUCUCUUCCCAAUCUCAUCCUUAUAAACAAAUUUUUAUUAACCAAUCGCCGGCCACCGUCAAGAUGUGAACCGCCUCCGUGUCUUCUAGUUCGUCUACUCCUACCUGGUUUUGCUGAAGUUUUCAGCUGUUUCCUUUUUGUCCAAAACCAAUCUAGAACAUAUCGGAUUUGCCGGAAGUUGGUUCCCCCCUUUACGCCUUCUAAUUUGUACAAUUCCUUCCCUAUAUUCCGCCUUCCAUAAAAACAUUAAACAACUCGAAUUUCACUUUUCACAUCUCACCAGCUACUUCGGCUUUUAUGUUUUUGCUGUCUGAAGAACAGAGAGCUUUCAGGAAAAUGGCUGCUUCAGGAUCUUCUGCUUCUGCUACUGCUUCUUCUGCCGCCGAAGAAGCUGAAAACCAUCAUAAUGAAGAAGAGACGACCCUCAAUCAGAAGGUUUCUGAGCCGUUGAUUCCUGGUUUGCCUGAUGAAAUCUCUGAGCUUUGUCUUCUUUAUCUUCCUUAUCCAUACCAAGCAUUGGUGCGCUCUGUUUCUUCUUCGUGGAACAGAGCUAUUACUGACCCCAGCUUUCUUGUCUCCAAGAAAUCUCUAUCCCUCUCUCUGCCUUAUCUUUUCGUUUUUGCGUUUCGUAAAUCAACGUCCAGAAUUCAAUGGCAAGCUCUGGACCCUCGAUCCGGCCGUUGGUUUGUUUUGCCUCCCAUGCCUUGUCCCAAGGCCGUGCGUCCACCGGGGUUUGCAUGCGCCUCCAUGCCACGUCAAGGGAAGCUCUUUGUUUUUGGUGGUAUGAGGUCGGACACAGACACUUCCAUGGACACGACGUUCGUUUACCGUUCAUCAGCGAAUCAAUGGUCCAUAGCAUCUCCCAUGCUUACCCCACGAUCAUAUUUCGCUGUCGGGAGUGCCAAUGGUAAGAUGAUUGCAGUUGGAGGAAGUGGGUCCGGCAUCGGCGAUUCCAUCACAGCCGCUGAAUGCUACGACCCUGUGAACGACACGUGGACGCCAGUGGCUAAAAUGCGCAUAGGGUUGUGUAGGUACGAUUCGGCUGUGGUGGGGAACAAGAUGUACGUGACAGAGGGGUGGACAUGGCCUUUCAUGUUUUCACCGAGAGGUGGGGUCUACGACCCGGAGAAGGACACGUGGCAGGAACUGAGAGAUGGGAUGAGAGAAGGGUGGACAGGAUUAAGUGUAGUUCUGGGUGACAGGUUGUUCGUGAUAUCGGAGCACGGGGACUGCCCGAUGAAAGUGUACCUCCCUGAUAUAGACACGUGGCAGUACGUGGGAGGGGACAGGUUUCCCAGAGAGGCAAUGAGGAGGCCAUUUGCUGUGAGUGGAGCAGAAGGGAAAGUGUACGUGGUGUCACAUGGGCUAAAUGUGGCAAUAGGGAGAAUAUAUGAGGCCAAAAAAGAAGAAUAUUGUGUAGAAUGGGAAGUUGUGGCUGCCCCUCAGGCCUUUACUGACUUUUCUCCUUCAAAUUGUCAGGUGCUUUUUGCCUAGGUUUUAUUCUUGUAGGACUUAUUAAAUCACUAUACCUGCUUAUAAUUUUUUACUUUUUUAAAAAAAUUAUAUCAGAAUAUUAAUUAAUCAAUUAAUAAUAUGUUUAUAAUGAAAAUUAAAAAUGGGUUUUUUUAUUUUUCUUUAUUUGGAGACUUGGAAGAGCCUAUAAUAUUAAUGUAUAAUUAGGUAUAGAGUUGUUUUGUUAGGCAAUAUAAUAGAGGCAAUUAUGCAUCAGUUUUUUGUGUUAAAACUACAGCUGGAGAGUAGUGGUGUGAGUCUGAGCGAGAAGUGAGAAAUACUCUGGUGUUUGAUGGUAUUUUAAUAUAAAUGGGGUUUGUUUUAUGCAAUUGGAAUAUGGGAAUUAUUUCAGAAAAGACGUGUAUUAUACAAUUUUUGCAUCCUACGAAGAAAUCAUAAUAUCCUGUCUUCCACUCUUGAUGUCGAGACACAACACUCAACAGUUGAUUUUAUUAUUAUUAGUAUGAUUUUGAGGUACAUUAUUUUUCAAUUUGGAGGAGGAUAAUAGCUGCCUAUGAAUAAUGGGGUAAUUCUUACCCCUGAUCCUAAGUGAAAAGACCAGGGUUGAUAGUGUCAAAGAAUUCUCACUGCCCCGUUUCACAUUGUGGCUUGAUAAGCCAAGUUACUUUUCUUAUUUAAAAAAUAGUGAAAAUAAAGUUAUUUUGUUAUUUUAA